Messenger RNA from Radiomyces spectabilis, 1935 nucleotides. RefSeq lists its product as uncharacterized. Gene Ontology annotation, cellular component: clathrin vesicle coat; plasma membrane; endosome. NCBI's taxonomy places the organism in Eukaryota, Fungi, Mucoromycota, Mucoromycetes, Mucorales, Radiomycetaceae. The transcript is spliced from 11 exons. Bases 1 to 1935 code for a protein of 644 amino acids. Gene Ontology annotation, biological process: endocytosis; actin filament organization. Gene Ontology annotation, molecular function: clathrin binding; phospholipid binding. The record is from RefSeq and is a predicted model, not a curated record.
AUGAGCGGUAAAGGCGUCGUACGAAGCAUAAAAAAUUACGCCAAAGGCUUUUCCGAAGUGCAGAUUAAAGUGCGUGAAGCCACGUCCAAUGAUCCGUGGGGUCCAAGUGGCACUCUCAUGAACGAAAUUGCCCAGUUAACAAACAACCAACAUGAUUUUGUGGAGAUCAUGGAUAUGAUUGAUAGACGAUUAAACGAUAAAGGCAAGAAUUGGCGACACGUGUUCAAGGCUCUGCUGCUUUUGGAUUAUUGUCUACAUGUGGGAUCGGAGAAUGUCGUGCUUUAUGCCAAGGAAAACAUUUAUGUUGUAAAGACCUUGAAGGAAUUUCAACACAUCGACGACAGCGGCAAAGAUGUAGGCGCCAAUGUGCGACAGAAAGCCAAAAGUAUUACCGAUUUAUUGAAUGACGAUGCCCGUUUGCGUGAAGAACGUCGUCAGCGUACGCAAAUGAGAGAUCGAAUGACGGCGGUGGGCGAUUAUAUGAAUGAAACGCUCUUGACUAGCCGAGCAGAGAAUGGCGAACCAGUGUAUGAACGACCCGGCUAUUUGGACGAAGAUAAAGAUUUACGAAGAGCCAUUGAAGAAAGUCGACGAUUGGCUCAAGAAGAAGCCAAAAAGCGUGAACAAGGUGAUGAAGACCUUGCCAAAGCUUUGCAAUUGAGCGAACAAGAAGCAAGGGAAAAGGAGAAACGCCAAAGAGAAAAACUGGAACGUGAAAAUGAGCAAAGCUUAUUCGGAAAUGCUGGCAACGAUCAAUCAUCCAGUUUCAAUCCCUUUCCUCAGAACCAAUUGUUCGACGCUUCGGUCAAUCCUUAUGCUCAACAGCAACAAUUUCCUCAGCCUACGGGAAUGACCAAUAUGUCGUUCUCUGAUCCUGUCAGUGCGAAUCAAAUGUAUAAUCAACAGCAAGCCACAGGUUUUGGCAAUAACUUUGGAGGCAAUCCUUACGGAAAUAAUCCUUAUCAGCAACAACAGCAAGGAUUUGCCGGUUUUGGACAAGGGCUGCAGGCGCAAAUGACAGGCAUGCCCCAGCAACCGCAGUACACUGGCAUGGCGCCAUUCCAAACGAGUGAUAUGAGUGCUAAUUAUCAGCAAGCGCAAUUCACUGGAAUGCCGUCAAUUCAGACCAGCAUGGCCACCGGGAUGACCAGUAAUCCAUUUGGACAGUAUCGUGCAGGCAACGAACAACUGCCGCAACAGACCGGCUUUGCAUCGACCGCAUUUCAGCAACCACAGCAAACAGGCAUGGCCAAUUUCCAGCCGCAAGCUUCUCCCUCGUUUGCAUCCACUUCCACUACCAACAAUCAAUCCCCCUCUUCCAGUGGAGUUGCGGCCUUUGGCAGUCCAUCCACAUCGAAACCGGCCGACCCUCGUUACGCAAAACUGAAUGCAUUGCUUGCAUCAAAAGAUGACGGUAUGGACACCUUCGGCAACACAGGAAAUCUCCGCAUUCCCUAUGGUACGGGCUUUGCGAAUUCGCUUCAACCUCAGGCAACGGGCCAAUCAAGUGCAACAACCGCCACUGGCAAUACUGGCGAUCUCUUGGGUCUAGGUACUGAUAACAAAUCCAAUGAUAGCAAAGACUCGUUAUUUUCUCAGCCAUUUGGUCAGCAACCGAGUCGAAAUCCGUUUGGUCAACCCACUGUAAACAAUAGCUCUCCAAAUACAAAUAAUAAUCAAAAAAGUCUGCUUGAAAUGAUGCAAGAACAAAGACAGCAGCAGCAGCAACAACAACAACAGCCAGCGUCAUUCCAGCAACCUCAGAUGACUGGUAUGAUGCAGCCACAACCGACAGGAUUUGAUAACUCUUUUGCGUUUGGACAACCACAGCAACCGCAAAUGACUGGAAUGCAACAGCCGCAAGCAACAGGUUUUAAUGGAUUUGGACAAGCAUCACAACCAGCUUUUGGACAACAAAAUGGGUCAUUUUUCUAA